This is a messenger RNA of Poeciliopsis prolifica (blackstripe livebearer), 2285 nucleotides long. Its product is annotated as ras-related protein Rab-27B-like. The record is from RefSeq and is a predicted model, not a curated record. Gene Ontology annotation, biological process: positive regulation of exocytosis; melanosome transport. NCBI's taxonomy places the organism in Eukaryota, Metazoa, Chordata, Actinopteri, Cyprinodontiformes, Poeciliidae. The transcript is spliced from 6 exons. The coding region runs from base 1145 to 1846 and encodes 233 amino acids. Gene Ontology annotation, cellular component: melanosome; secretory granule. Gene Ontology annotation, molecular function: GTP binding; GTPase activity.
AGUUGGGUCAUAAAUGAGGACUUUGUUUCAGAAACAAAGUCCUCAUUUUUAGGUUCUAGGAAAAUAAAAGAAACAUCUCACUGCUCGUUAAAGUUGAUUUUCAGUGUCAUUACAUCAAAUUAAACGUAACGUUAUGGAGUCUUAAGUUCAAUAAAUGAUUUUAUUUUAAUAGAAAAAAAUUGGUUUGAAAUGGAAACUAUUUCUUGUUUUUGUACUUCCAUUUGGGUCUCGCCUGUUUCUAGAAACAAUCCACGUGCUUAAAAAAAGAAAACACCCUCCUAUCCGACCUACCAAAAAAAAGGCAACAAGUUAAUGUUUUUUAAUGUGUGGAAAACGAGUCGUUUCAAAACAUCCCUAUUGUUGAGUCACAAUGCGCUGUUGCCUAGCAACCCCAACAAAGCCCAGUCAGUCACCUAGCAACCCAGGUGGAGCGCCAGCAUGUGGGGCUGGUUUGGCAGCGAUAUGUGCUGUACAAUGGCUGCUGGAAAAGACUUCCAGAAACAACUUGCUGUAUUCUUGUUUGUUGUGCAGGAGGCUCUACUUCUGCUUGUCAAUGACAGACGGUUGUGUAAUUGUGCAUCUUUUUGCAGCCAUUUUCAGGUGAGUGUAAACAUUGAGUUGGGAGGCGAGGCCAGCAGCAGUUUUUUUGGAUUUCAAGAGGCUCUAAAACAUCUUAUUCUGAAAGCUCAAGAUAGGCAGAACUGACCAGACUAAAAUUAACUAAGAACCAUUUUGUGUAAAAACGUAAAUAACAUGUUUUCUAUAGAUUAUAGGAAGAAAGAAUUUAAGGUUGGCUUUAAAUUUGUUUUGUCGUUUUUGUAGAAUAUUAAGAGAAGCAGGAUUACUCAGUCUGUAGAAGUGGGCCACAUUCCUUUCUGGGAUGUUUUGGUUUUUUUACUAAAAUCCAAUGCGGCACAUUAUUAGUCGAAUUUUCUGACUUUUCUUCCCCUCAACCCUCCUUUCCUUCAUGAGACAAAGCAGUAAACACAGACUGUAAGCGCGACUCCCCCUGGAUCUCAGCGGCUGGAAACUCCUCCCCGGAUCACAUGUGAGGCGAGGGAAAAGGUUCAGGCUCUGCAAUGUGCCUUCGCUUCAUGACAGCCAGUAGUUUUAUUUCAUAAAGUAGUGAACAGCUUCUGAAUGGAUGUUUGUGCUUCCAGCAGAUAGAUCGGUUCAACCAAGCAGCACGAUGGUGGACUGGGACUAUGACUAUCUGAUCAAGCUGCUGGCGCUCGGCGACUCGGGCGUGGGAAAGACCACCUUCCUCUACAGGUACACGGACGGCAAGUUCAACAGGAAGUUCACGACCACGGUGGGAAUUGACUUCAGAGAAAAGAGAGUGAUUUACACGGGGACAGGUGCUGAUGGGACGAGUGAGAGGAACUUCAGAGUCCACCUCCAGCUUUGGGACACAGCGGGUCAGGAGAGGUUUCGCAGCCUCACAACAGCUUUCUUCCGAGAUGCAAUGGGUUUCCUGUUGAUGUUUGACUUGACCAAUCAGCAAAGUUUUGCUAACGUCAGGAACUGGAUGAGUCAGCUUCAGGCCAACGCGUACUGCGAUAACCCAGAUGUGGUGCUGGUGGGCACUAAGGCAGACAUCAGAGACACGAGGAACGUUAACGCCAAGCUGGCCAGAGAGAUGGCUGACAGAUACGGCGUCCCCUACUUUGAGACGAGUGCUGUGUCGGGAGUGAAUGUGGACGCCGCUGUGCUCACCCUGCUGAACCUGGUGAUGAAGAGGAUGGAGCAGAGCACGUUUGGGGCCCCCGGCUCGGAACCCAACGGCAGCCCCUGCGCCAGCCAUGAGGUGGAGGAGGCCCCCAUCAGGAGGUGGUGCUCCUGUUAAUGUCCCCAGCAGCAGGAGCAGCAGCAGCAACGGUAUAGGAGAAACAGACUUUAAAAAGUGAUGUUUAGACAAAGAUUUAUUGGAAUUUCCCACAUUUCUUUUGGUUUCUCUUGUGUUAAGAACAGAAUAAACUACUUUUGCCAGUUUCUCCUCCUAGUUUGUUUACAACACAAAGACGCAACAAAUACUUAUGAACUUAAAAAAAAAAAAAUUAAAAAACCUCAUCAGUCUUACUUGUGCGGCACAAAGUGAAUUUAUGCAAAUAAACUUAGCGUGGUUAGGAUACGUCUAUAGACAGUAAAUUUUUUUACACAAAAUUAUUCUUAGAUGAUGAGAUUUUGGUCUGUUCAGUUCGGACUAUUUUCAGCUCCUUCCAGAAAAAAACUGUUUUAGGGUCUCUUGUCACUUUUAAUACAAAUAAACUGAGCAAACAGAAUUA